CAUUUCACAUUUCAUUAUGAAGUUUGGAAAAUUGGUUGUUGCAUAACGUGCGAAGAAGGGAUUUUUCUUGGACGUUCAAAUUACGCUGUGCUCUAUCUAGAUUGGAAAAAUGCAAUCUUCCAGACUUUUAUCACGAGUGCUAUUUAGGCCAGCUACCAGAAACUCGUCCUCCAAGGUAAACUUUGAUAUCCCAGCUAUGAACGAACUGCCACAACCUAAAGGCGACUGGAAAACCAAUUAUGAUGCCCUAAAUAGAAGGUACACUCUUCAUUUGCUGUUGGGUAUUGGUACUCUUACUGGUACCUUGAUUUUUGGGAAGGCUGCUGGAUACCUUGAAUUAUACAAUGAUAUUCCAGAAGUUCCAGCUGACAUAAAAAGUUAUAAGUUAUAAAGCAUCGAUAAAGAAUUAGUUAAACCAUAAUUAGUUGUAAUUUGUAAAACCAUUAUACAUAUGUAUAAAUGAAA
Molecule: messenger RNA, 465 nt
Organism: Coccinella septempunctata (seven-spotted ladybird)
Lineage: Eukaryota; Metazoa; Arthropoda; Insecta; Coleoptera; Coccinellidae
Gene: COX7B
Exons: 2
Coding region: 110-391 (93 amino acids)
Source: RefSeq, a predicted model, not a curated record